Messenger RNA from Callithrix jacchus (white-tufted-ear marmoset), 8507 nucleotides. It is a transcript of the gene AMER1, whose product is annotated as APC membrane recruitment protein 1. NCBI's taxonomy places the organism in Eukaryota, Metazoa, Chordata, Mammalia, Primates, Cebidae. Gene Ontology annotation, biological process: regulation of canonical Wnt signaling pathway. Gene Ontology annotation, molecular function: beta-catenin binding; phosphatidylinositol-4,5-bisphosphate binding. The record is from RefSeq and is a predicted model, not a curated record. Gene Ontology annotation, cellular component: plasma membrane.
UAACUGUGGGGAGGGGCUUUCCCUACUCUGGGCAGCAGAGUCGGGGCAACACGUCAGUAACGGGUGGAAGUUGGCCUUUACGGUCUCUAAGGGCCCUGGUGUGCCAGAGAGGAGGACGAAGUUGGGGCGCAGGCGCUGCAGCUGACUUUCCUGGCAGACCCCACUGUGAUGCUUCCUGAUUGAUCAUGUUGUAACAGUGCCUGGAAGCCUGAGGCUGCAUUUCCAGCUGGACAUACCUCAGUUGUCCACAUCAUCAUGGAGAUCCGAAAGGAUGAAGCUGCUCAGGCCAAGGGAGCUACAGCCUCUGGGAGUACUCAUGAACAAACGGCAGAAAAAGGAGCCAAGAACAAGGCAGCUGAAGCGACAGAAGGACCAACUUCAGAGCCAUCCUCAUCCGGCCCAGGUAGGCUGAAGAAAACUGCCAUGAAACUCUUUGGUGGCAAGAAGGGUAUCUGUACUCUGCCUAGUUUCUUUGGAGGGGGACGGAGCAAAGGUUCUGGGAAAGGCAGCUCUAAGAAAGGUCUCAGCAAGAGCAAGACCCACGAUGGCCUGAGUGAAGCAGCCCACGACCCUGAAGAUGUUGUUAGUGAAGGAACUGGCUUCUCUCUGCCUUUGCCUGAGUUACCCUGCCGAUUUCCCAGCUCUCAGAGUGCCCAUGGGGCUUUGGAGACAGGCUCCAGAUGUAAGAUAUCUGUGGCUGGAACCACAGAGAAAGCUGGGGUUGAGAAGUUUCCCUCUAUGUCCAAGCCAAAGAAAGGUCUAAAAGGCUUUUUUAGCAGUAUUCGCCGUCAUCGAAAGAGCAAGGUCGCUGGGGCUGAGCAAAGUGAGCCAGGGACCAAGGGGCCUGAGAAGGCCAGAGCCAGGCCUCAUGAGCACGUGAGCUCAGCCCCUUGGGUGCCCUGCUCUGAGGAGACCUUCCAAGCCCCUAGAAAGGAAAACGCUACCCCUCAAGAUUCCCCUGGGCCAAAAGUUUCUCCAACACCAGAGCCUUCUCCACCAGCUACUGAGACAGCGGCCUAAGAUCCAGAAAAACCCAUGGAGGCCUGUGCCUCAGCACAUGUGCAACCCACGCCUGUCCCUGAAGCCAGUAGUGUAGAGGAGCCCCAUAGCCCAGAAACAGGGGAGAAGGUGGUAGCGGGAGAGGUAAACCCACCCAAUGGCCCUGUGGGUGACCAGCUGAGCCUUUUGUUUGGGGAUGUGACAUCCCUGAAAAGCUUUGAUUCAUUGACAGGUUGUGGUGACAUUAUAGCAGAACAGGACAUGGACAGUAUGACAGACAGCAUGGCCUCUGGGGGCCAGAGAGCAAACCGAGAUGGGACCAAGCGAAGUUCCUGCCUGGUGACCUACCAAGGAGGUGGGGAGGAGAUGGCCUUGCCAGAUGAUGAGGAAGAGGAGGAAGAAGAGGAAGAAGAGGUGGAAUUAGAGGAGGAAGAAGAGGAGGUUAAGGAGGAAGAAGAAGAUGAUGACUUAGAAUAUCUCUGGGCAACUGCCCAGAUGUAUCCAAGGCCCAAUAUGAAACUGGGUUACCAUCCCACCACAUCCCCAGGCCACCACGGCUGCAUGCUCCUUGACCCAGUCAGAUCUUAUACUGGCCUAUCCCCUGGGGAACUUCUGACUCCUCAGAGUGACCAGCAAGAGUCUGCCCCCAAUAGUGAUGAAGGUUAUUAUGACUCCACUACACCUGGAUUUGAGGAUGAUUCAGGUGAGACCCUGGGGCUUGUCCACAGGGAUUGUCUGCCCCGAGACAGCUACAGUGGAGAUGCCCUAUAUGAGUUCUAUGAGCCAGAUGACAGUCUUGAGAACUCUCCACCUGGGGAUGACUGCCUUUACGACCUUUGUGGUCGAAGCUCUGAGAUGUUUGACCCCUUCUUGAACUUUGAGCCCUUUUCUUCCUCCCGGCCACCUGGGGCAAUGGAGACAGAGGAGGAACGGCUAUUGACCAUCCAGAAACAGUUGUUGUAUUGGGAGCUUCGGAGGGAGCAGCUUGAGGCCCGGGAGGCACGUGCCCGAGAAGCCCAGGCCAGGGAGGCCCACACCAGGGAGGCCUAUACUCGAGAAGCUCAUGGCAAGGAAGCCUAUGCCAGGGAGGCCCACACUUGGGAAGGUCAUGCCAGGGAGGCCAGAACCCGAGAAGCCCAGGCCCGAGAGGCUCGUUCUAGAGAGUCUCAAGUCCGAGAGGCCCAGGUCCGACAUGAGAAACCCAUCUUAGAGUAUCAGAUGAGGCCCUUAGGCCCAUCAGUGAUGGGCCUGGUGGCAGGGGUAUCAGGGGCCUCGCAGAUUUCCCACCGGGGAAUUACCUCAGCUUUCCCCACCACUGCGAGCAGUGAGCCAGACUGGAGGGACUUCCGUCCUCUGGAGAAGCGUUUUGAAGGAACCUGCUCCAAGAAAGAUCAAAGUACUUGCCUGAUGCAGCUCUUCCAGAGUGAUGCCAUGUUUGAGCCAGACGUGCAAGAAGCAAAUUUUGGAGGAUCUCCCAGGAGGGCCUACCCUACCUAUUCACCCCCUGAAGAUCCAGAGGAAGAAGAGGUUGAGAAGGAAGGGAAUGCCACUGUGAGUUUCUCACAGGCCCUGGUAGAGUUCACCAGCAAUGGGAACCUCUUUUCCAGCAUGUCCUGCAGCUCUGACUCUGACUCAUCUUUCACUCAAAAUCUCCCUGAGCUGCCUCCCAUGGUGACCUUUGACAUUGCUGAUGUGGAAAGGGAUGGGGAAGGCAAGUGUGAAGAGAAUCCUGAGUUCCACAAUGAAGAAGAUCUUGCAGCCUCCUUGGAAGCCUUUGAGCUGGGCUACUAUCACAAACAUGCCUUCAGCAACUACCACAGUCGAUUCUACCAAGGCCUGCCCUGGGGUGUGAGCAGCCUCCCUCGAUACUUGGGACUUCCUGGCAUGCACCCUCGACCUCCACCUGCUGCUAUGGCCCUCAACAGGAGAAGUCGCUCCCUUGACACUGCAGAGACCCUGGAGAUGGAGCUCUCCAAUUCCCACUUGGCCCAGGGCUACUUGGAGUCUGAUGAACUUCAGGCCCAACAGGAAGAUUCAGAUGAAGAAGAUGAAGAGGAGGAAGGAGAAUGGGGCCGAGACAGUCCCCUUUCCCUCUAUACUGAACCCCCAGGGGCCUACGAUUGGCCUGCUUGGGCUCCCUGUCCUCUUCCAGUGAGGCCAGGCCCGGCCUGGGUAAACCCCAACCAGUUGGACAGGUCUUCCAGCCAGUCUCCAUAUGGGCAGGCAACCUGUUGCAUACCUCCUAUGACCACAUCAAUGUCACUAUCAGUGCCAGAGUCAAGAGCACCUGGGGAAUCCGGGCCUCAGCUAGCUCGUCCCUCACACCUACACCUGCCCAUGGGCCCUUGUUAUAACCUCCAGCCACAGGCCUCCCAGAGUGUGAGGGCCAGGCCUCGAGAUUUGCUGCUCCCUGUUGAUGAGCCCAGUUGCUCUUCAAGUUCUAGAGGUUUCAGCCCCAGCCCUCUGCCCCAGGCCAAGCCUGUGGGCAUCACCCAUGGCAUUCCUCAGUUGCCCAGGGUCCGGCCUGAGCACCCCCAGCCUCAGCCCACUCACUAUGGGCCUUCCAGCCUUGACCUAUCAAAGGAGAGUCCCAAGCAAGGUGCCUCUCUUGCCACCAGCUACUCCUCCACUGCCAUGAACGGAAACCUAGCCAAGUAGUUAUCAAUUCUGGUGUGGGGGCACGGGGCCUGAGCAUGUGAAUGGGGAUCAGGGGUUGGGCAGAGGGGUGGGAGGGUGGGGGUUGCUGUUUAACUUGAAAAUCCUUUGGGCCAAGGAAAACUCCUAGUAGUUUUCACCUUAGUUUACCCACUUCCCUCUUCUGCCAUCUAUGGCCACAUUCAACUCAAGUACAUCUGCCCAGGGAGGCUGCUGCUGCUACUGCACUCCAGUUUUUGCUUUUGGGAUUUCUUCUUGUGACCCUCGCUGGGUUUGGGAUGCUGUAAUUUUGUGCCUAUUCUAGUUGCCAAGUUAGUGAUUAUAUAUAUAUACAUAUAUAUAUAUAUAUAUAUAUAUAUAUAUAUAUAUGUAUAUAUAUAUAUAUAUGUAUAUAUAUAUACACACACACACAUAUAUAUAGAAUCUAUAUACACUAUACACACACGGCAUAUGUGUGUGUGUGUAUAGUGUAUAUAGAUACACACACACUCAUACAGAUAUAUAGCAUGCAUCCUUUACACAGGCUAAACCUUUAGUGCUCCCUGCCCCUUCCCCACAAUAAAUGAUGAACCACUGAUUAGCAGCCAAGUCUGCACUGCCUCCUGCUUGGGGAUGGGGGGCUUAUUUGCUAUUAGCAAUGUGAAAUUAUGGUACAGAUCCUCCCCACCCCUAUUACUUUUGGCCUUGGCGUAGCUGCCAUCAUUACAUCAGAUGACUAUAAGCUGUUCAUACCCAGCUAGCUGUCCUUAGAGAGGAUCAAGUAGCAUGUGUCUCACUGCCUAUUGCUGUGGACUUUGGCAUCAUGACCAGAUGGGGGCCUUUUAGCCUGUCCUGCCAUAGCUCAGGUUAAAGACAAAAACACUAUCCCGUUGAUGGAGUGAUAAAAUUUAUCCAUUUGCAAACAGAAGAUAAAACAAGGUUCUAUUGCGGACACUGCCAUAGAGCCUUGAGCUCUGGAAUGAUAGGAUUUUUUUUCCUUCUUCUCUUAAGCCUGUGACUCCCUGAGUUGCAGAUGCUUUUGAAUUUUGUUCUUUUGCCCUCUAAAGGUAGUUUUCAUAAUCUCAUCACAAGGAACACGGUCUUUUAAUUGAGAUAAGGGAAGAGAAGCAACCUAAAUUAGGCUUGAUAUAGGGGCUUGGGUUUUGUGGGGUUUAGGGGAAAGAUAGAAAAUGAGGGUCCAUUUUUCACAGCUAGCAAUAGAGGGGAUUUUAGACUUUUCAGAGCUUGAGGUAUCUGUUUCUUAAAAGGGAAAACUACUCCCUUCUCAAGCCUCCUAACACAAAAAGUUCCUUUAGCCUUGCCCACCCCAUCAUUUGGACUCUGAAAUAAGGCCCCAGACUUGUACUUCCAAGACAGGAUACCAAAGGCAUCUCAGCUACUGUUCUGGGCCCUUUAAAGAGCUUUCAUCUUCCAAUUAGCCAAAUCCUUAGCAUCAUCAAAAGACAGGGCUUCUUGGGAGGAAAGAAAGACUGUGAUCUACCCUCGCUCUGCCAAGCUUCAAGACUGAUCUGCAUGGCAGUUGCAGCUCUUUAUGGAAUGAAUUGUGCCCUCCCUUCUCCUGCAUCCAUGCAGUUUUUAAUGUUAAAGUAGGUUGGAAAUACUGAUGGGGAAGAGCUUGCUGUCAGGAAGACAUUAGAACAGGCUAAUCUUGCCAAGCUCAACCUCUCAUUAAUCACCCAUAGGAGAGGGCUCCUUUUACAUGUCUUUAUUGGAAAUCGAAUCUGGAACAUUUUUUGCUUGGCUGUGUUCACUCAAAUUAUGAUUAUUGCAUCCCCUGCCCCUGCCCCACACCCCACCCGUCUCCAGGCCUGUUGAGAGAAGAAGUCGACAGGGUUCUUGCCAUUCCUGAGAUAUGGCAGUUUAGCUUGAGAACAGAUGCUGUUUGCCCCCUAAGUCAAGGUGACUUUGUGGGCAAACUGUUUCUUGGCCAGGGGAUGUGUCCAUGCUGGUCUUUGUCACCAUUUCUCAGAUUGGGGUUGGCCCAGCGCCCAUACCUACAAACAGCGGACCUGGCUGGUAGAAGCUGCACCACUGGAAACACCACAUGAAUUUACAUGGCACUAACACCACCCCUCAAGAGACCCAGACCAGCUCUUCAGGCUGACUUUGGCUACAGAUACAUUGUGGAGCUGGAGAAUGAAAGAGGGUGAGGAAGGCCUUCUUUACCCCAAGCACAGCAUUCCAAGAGACAAGUGCCCACAUUCCAACUUUCUGGCUCUUACCCAAAGCUGCUCUGGGAAGGUGGGGCUGGAAUUGGCCUGGCUGUUUGGCAGGAAGUAAACACUCACCAAAUGCCUUUACAACAGGGAAAACCCACCUCUUGCCUCUUCUUUCAGGGCAGCUUGAGCUCCUGUCUGCAUGUGGACUGUGCCAGCCCAGCAGGCAGUAGAGCUAUCACCAGCCUCCAGACCCUGCUGGAGAAGGGCCACCAGCCUAUCUGGGAGAAGAAAAAGGAGGUGGUCAACCUUUGGCUAAGGGCUGAGAGCUGCCCUCAGGGUCAGGAUGGCAGCAUGAGGCAUUGCCUCUGAGGGGCACUGGCAUAGCCCUGACACACUUGAUGGCUUUGGAAGGUCACACACCACAGAGUAGGGCCUGGGGCUGAGUGAGACUUCAUGGUUUGGACAGCAUUGCUGCCUGCAAGUUCCUUCACUGUCCCAGCCAGCCCAGGGACAGGAUCCUUACCACCUGAAGUGGGGCAGUCAGGAUAUGUGACUGCAGAGGCAGGUUCCUUUGAAUCUCUAGAGCUGAGCAGUUUAUGGCUGAAGCUCAGCUGCAGCCUAGAGGAGGAAGAAAGACCUGUCUGGGGACACAUGGUGAUGGCAACACAGGGUGACAUUGGAGAGCCAGCCAAGCUUCAGGCCUCUUUCCAAACAGAGGCCAGCAUUGUCUUGUGUGGCAGCAAAUAUGCCCCAGACCAAUAAAACUGUUGAUAUCAUUUCCACACCUCCAAGACUAUGACUAGAUGAACACCACAUCUCUAUUGCAAGGUCCUGGAAUAACACUUUGGAUGCGACUUUAGGGAAAAUUGGACUUAAUAGAAGCAGCUGCCUUCGUCUUGUUACCCAAUAGGCCUGGUGCCAGACAGCUGUGAUCCUGAGAAUUCCCAGGACAAGACUAGUCCUUGGAGGACCAGUGAAUGUGGAAAGAGAAGGCCACCCAGUGAGCCUCUCCCAGCGCCAGUAUGCCAGCUUCUUGGUGCUUUCGAGUCCCAAGAAAGCCCUGUGUUGGGGCCCAGGUAGAGCCAGCCCUACCUAUCUGGCUUCAGCUUGGGUACCAGGCCACAAGACUGCCAGGAUAACGGCUUAAAUAAACACUGGUCUCUCUCCCUCCUUAGUCCUAUGCCAAGAAGGGAAGUAGCUUCACACACUCAGGAGGCUGGGUGUGUACCCUUCAUCCUGCUGCCAGUAGCUUUCUUACCUGUGCCAAUGCCACCACCCCACCUGCCCUCAGACCCCAGGCCCAGUUGCUAGAGGGAGGCAUGGGGUUUAGCAGGGAGACUUCAAGUUUACCCAUGUGUAUGUUGCAUUCAAGUUGUUUUUAAUAUAUAUAUAUCAAAAGUCAUUAUCUAUUUUGUAUUGUUUGCUUUUUAUAUUCAUGGAAAACAAUGUUUAUCAAUUGUUCUUUUCUGAUUUAUUUUUAAGCGGUGCUGUUUACAGUUUUAAACAAAACAUAGAUGACACAAAAAUUGCUGCUGCUUGUGCAGAGGGCUGGCAUCUCAACUACCUAGGGUCCUCCCUCUUUCCCCUCUCCCUACCUUAGCUGUAUCACCCUGUUCGUUCCUUCCCCAUGUGAUAGGGACAGCAGAAGAUGCCCAGGUACUGAAGACAAACGCCAGUGACUCAGGCGUGUGGAACCUGGUAGACAGCUUGUCAUUUUCUGGCUUUAUGUUUUCUUUCUUCUGAACCCUCUUCCCUAUGUCUAGAUCUUCCGAGGGUACUCAUGUAUCUUAUUUUUUUUUUCUUUUUGUGUUUUGUGCUUUUGUUUUGAAACCAGAGUGCCCAUAUCGUGCUAUUUGUCUUGUUGAGUUUCUCCAAAGGAGCAUUUUGGGGACAUUCUCCACUCAAUGGGGAAGGCAGGGGGUUUCAACCAUGUCCCCUUUCCCCAAGAGGUUGUGGGAGACAGAUGGCAAUGAUGCUUGCACUAUCAGGAAUUUACCAUCUCGUUGAGGAAACCCUUGCGUGAGACUUCCCAGGAGCUCAGUUGAUUGUGACAUUGCCCAGAAGAGGCUUGGGGAACUCUUUCACCCCUCUUGCUGCUUUGGGGGAAUAUCCCCCCUCCCACCCACCACCAUUUCCUUCCCCUGCCCUGCUCCAGCUCACACAUGGAUGGUACUUUGGGGAACAGUGACUUUCAGGGUAAUGGCUUGCUGGCCUGAUCCCCCACUUUCCAAUCCUAUAGUCACUCCAAAGAAGAAAAUCCACAUGGUAUGUAUAUGUGUGAGGGUUGGAUCUAUUGAGAGGCGGGACUUUAAUUAUUAUUGUUAUUAUUAUUGGUGCUUAUUUUUUCCUGCUGUAUAUGGGGGUGGGGGGGAAUAAAACAGGAAUGUAUAUUUAGGUCAUGUUAAAUAAAAUGGCUGGAGGAAGCAGGGAAGAAUUAGGAACCGCAGUACAUCAUUACCCCAGGUGUAAGAGUUAUUUCUCUCCUAGUGCAGAAAGGGGAGUGUGGCCCCUGGCUGUACUUAAGCUUCCCCUUCUCCAUCCCUCAGACAUCCCAGAAUCACCUGGGUUCUGACCUCCCCACUUCUAGCUCUCACUGACAUCUGGAUAUCUUGAUGCACUGCCUGUUUGUAACAAAAUAUACUUCUUUGCUGAAUGCUAAUAAACUUCUGGGUUCAAGAGUGAACCCCACAGUCA